UAGUCUGCUCCGCCGGAUAUCGGAAAUUGGGAAUCUCUAACCACGGAUCUCGGAAAAGUGAAAUUUUGUUGUGUCAAUGUGCAAGUGUGAUUGUGUCGUGGCAAGGAUAUCUCUGUUAUAGAAUCCAAAUUCAUAAUGGCAUCGGAAGUGCAGACAUUUUACAAAGACAAAGUUGUCUUUCUCACAGGUGGCAGUGGCUUUCUCGGCAAAGUGAUCAUUGAAAAGCUACUUCGCACCACGGAGGUGAGACGGAUCUAUGUGCUGUUGCGUUCCAAGAGCGGUCAGGACAUCCAGGAGCGAUUUUCAGCCUGGGAAAGUCAUCCGGUCUUCAAUUCCAUUUUGCAAUCGAAUCCCAAAAUCAUGCAGCGAGUGGCUCCUCUCUGUGGCGAUUGCCAGGAACCGGAUCUGGGUCUGAGCAACUCGGACCGCCAGCUCCUGGUGGAGGAGGUGCAAGUGGUGCUCCACAGUGCUGCCACAGUCCGGUUUGUGGAGCCAUUGCACAUUGCUCUGGCCAUAAAUACGCGGGCCGCCCGCUUGAUGCUGGAAUUGGCGCGAGAAAUGCGAAAUCUUCAGGUUUUCGUGCACGUUUCCACGGCCUACUCGAACUGUGUGGUGGACCAUAUCAAGGAGCGAUUCUAUCCGGAACACUUGACCUGUCCCGCCGCCAAGGUCCUGGAAUUAAACGAGACCCUAAGCUCGGACCUGGUCGACAAUAUGGCGCCAGCUUUGCUGGGAAGAUAUCCCAACACUUAUACCUACACAAAGGCUCUGGCGGAGCAGUUGAUCCAGCAGGAGGCGGGCGAUCUGCCGAUCUGUAUAUUUCGUCCUGGCGUUAUUAUUGCCACCUAUAAGGAACCCGUGGCCGGUUGGAUUGACAAUUUGUACGGACCCAUUGCUGUGUUGUACGGAGCAGCCUUUGGUGUCCUGCGGAUCACGAGGCUCAACGUUAAGGCCCAGGCUGGGAUUGUGCCAGUGGACUACUGUGUGAACAUGGUCCUUACUUGCGCCUGGCAUACGGCCUUGGAGAGUCCUAGUCUUCGCACGGAACCGACGAUCUACAAUUUUACACCCAGCGAGGAGAACCUGAUCACGUGGGGCGGAUUUCGGGACAAGGCCACAAGCCUGAGCUGCCACUACCCGCUCACACGGAUGAUGUGGGUGCCGUUCCUGCACUGCACCACCACGCCCUGGAUCUUUCGGCUGGUGACCUACUUCUAUCACCUGCUGCCCGGGUAUACCAUCGAUCUGUUUCUCAGACUGCGUGGCCGGAAGCCUCGGAUGAUAAAACUGUACGACAAGAUACAUAAGACCAUCGAGAUUCUGACUCCGUUUGUGGACACGUCGUGGCAAUUUGACACGGAGAACACCCAGCGCCUAUGGCGCCGCAUGUCCGCCGUGGAUCAGAAGCUCUUCGACUUCGAUAUGCGAUGUGUCAACUGGGACGAUUACUUUUUAAACGCCCUGGCGGGAAUCCGAAUCUACCUGGGUAAGGAGGAGCCUGGGGCAGAGACCCUGGAGCGGGGAAAAAGGAUAUUCUGGCGAUUCAAAGUUCUCCACCGGAUCCUUCAAUUCAUUUUAUGCAGCGGGUUUGCGGUUCUUUUCUGGUCUUUAGUCAAGUGCUUGAUUAGUUUUUAAAUGAAGUGAUUAAACACUCGAAUAACAGUUUUAUUGUUUAAAGAAUUAAUAAAUGUUUAUGGCCAAAUUAUUGACUCACUGGUUGUUGGCCCACUGCAGAAUGCCAAGGAUCCGAAAACAAAAAGCCAUAGUAGAUGGAAUUGAACGAGAAAGGAGACGAAGCGCGCCAUUUGAACGCAACAGAAGCUCGGAGGAGACUGAAUCCGAGAGUCUAUCGCCAUUUUCAUUGACUUUCACUCAGGCACCGUGGAUUGGCCGCAUCCGUUUCCGCCCCAGAGCCUGGAGAAAAGCCGACAGUUGAUGGCGCCGGAGGGGCGUGAGGAAACUAGCUUUGCCGCCAUUUCUCAUCGAUUAAUGUACAUAAUUCAAUUGGAUCAAAGGGAAAAGGACACUAAAAACAAAACAGUUAGGCUUAUUUUUAGCUUUCUUAUCUUAUCUGCAAUUAUUUAUCCAAUAAAAAGAUUUAAGCAAUUGAAUUCAAACCAA
Molecule: messenger RNA, 2121 nt
Organism: Drosophila ananassae
Lineage: Eukaryota; Metazoa; Arthropoda; Insecta; Diptera; Drosophilidae
Product: fatty acyl-CoA reductase wat
Exons: 5
Coding region: 136-1635 (499 amino acids)
Biological process (GO): long-chain fatty-acyl-CoA metabolic process
Cellular component (GO): peroxisome
Molecular function (GO): alcohol-forming very long-chain fatty acyl-CoA reductase (NADP+) activity
Source: RefSeq, a predicted model, not a curated record